AUGGAAAAGAUCUACAAAUCCAAGGAGCCGCUGCCUCGAGUUCGCGAUCCAUCAAAGCCAAUGCAAGUCAUAUGUCCAGGCUUUCCUCGUUGUGGUACAGAGUCACUGCAGGUCGCACUCAUCAAGCUCGGCUACGACUACACAUACCACGGAUGGGAUAUCAUCUUCGAAGAACCAAACUAUUCGCAAGCAUGGUCUCGUCUCGCACGCAAGAAGUGGUUCGGCACGCCGGACGGAGACUCGAACAUUACCGCAGCAGAUUUCGAUCAAGUCUUGGGCCACUCCAUCGCAGUGACAGAUGCCGCUGCCUCAGUUUUUGCCGCAGAGUUGAUCGCAGCUUACCCAGACGCAAAAGUGGUUCUCAACGGUAGGAAAGACUUGGAUGCGUGGCAUCGAAGUGUCGUGAAGAACCUCGUCGAAACAGCGUACGAGAACUGGGUCAUCUAUAUCGCAACAAGACUCGCUGGACCUGCUUUCUGGUCCUGGACCGUGUUUGAAAACUAUCUCUGGAGGGGCCUCUUCCGGGACGAUAACGUUGCUCGUGGGAUCAGAUCAAACGGCAAAUGGAUCUACAAGGAGCAUUACAACAUGAUCCGCGGACUUGUGCCGAAGGACAACCUUCUGGAGUGGACCGUGGAGGAUGGAUGGGAGCCAUUGUGCAAGUUGCUUGGUAAAGAAAUACCAGAUGAAGAGUUUCCCAAAGUCAACGACACUGCGGCUUUUGCUGCAAAAGAGGGUGCAUGGCACAAGCGAAAUAGUGCUGCGCUCUUGACGAAUAUGAGCGUUUUCGUCUCCGUGGUAGCUGUUGGGGUGGCGGCCAUUGGCAGCUACAGAAGAUCUGGCAGAGUGUUCGAACACACUACCCACGCCGUCAACAUCUUAAAAGGCAGUAUAGGACGGUGA
This is a messenger RNA of Zasmidium cellare ATCC 36951, 903 nucleotides long. RefSeq lists its product as uncharacterized. The coding region runs from base 1 to 903 and encodes 300 amino acids. The transcript has 4 exons. The record is from RefSeq and is a predicted model, not a curated record. Lineage: Eukaryota; Fungi; Ascomycota; Dothideomycetes; Mycosphaerellales; Mycosphaerellaceae.